This is a messenger RNA of Myxocyprinus asiaticus (Chinese sucker), 2854 nucleotides long. RefSeq names its product mothers against decapentaplegic homolog 4-like. The transcript has 11 exons. Gene Ontology annotation, cellular component: heteromeric SMAD protein complex. The record is from RefSeq and is a predicted model, not a curated record. Gene Ontology annotation, molecular function: DNA-binding transcription factor activity, RNA polymerase II-specific; I-SMAD binding; RNA polymerase II cis-regulatory region sequence-specific DNA binding. Lineage: Eukaryota; Metazoa; Chordata; Actinopteri; Cypriniformes; Catostomidae. The coding region runs from base 210 to 1727 and encodes 505 amino acids. Gene Ontology annotation, biological process: BMP signaling pathway; regulation of transcription by RNA polymerase II; transforming growth factor beta receptor signaling pathway.
GCUUGUACCAAAACAGCAUAUGUGUGGGCGGGGCUUACACACGCACCCGGUGACAUCACGCAUCUUACGUAGAGACAAUGUCCGUUCAUUUGCGCCAUGAAACAGCGGUGCAGAUCACGUUUCGAAAUGAAGGUGUGAAGAACAACGCACAGGAGAUUUAAGACGUUGAUGUGUUUAUUCUCGCCUGCGUUUGAGUCCAUUCGUGCAGUAUGUCUGUGUCCAGCACCCCCACCAGUAAUGAUGCCUGUCUAAGCAUCGUUCACAGCCUCAUGUGCCAUCGACAGGGUGGAGAGAGCGAGUCUUUUGCCAAGAGAGCCAUAGAGAGUUUGGUGAAGAAGCUGAAAGAGAAGAAAGAUGAGUUAGACUCUCUGAUUACUGCCAUCACUACGAAUGGAUCUCACCCCAGUAAAUGUGUGACUAUACAGCGCACGCUAGAUGGCAGACUACAGGUGGCUGGUCGUAAAGGAUUUCCUCAUGUAAUGUAUGCUCGACUGUGGCGAUGGCCAGACUUGCACAAGAAUGAACUUAAACACAUGAAAUACUGUCAGUUUGCCUUUGACCUCAAAUGCGACAGUGUUUGUGUGAACCCGUACCACUACGAAAGAGUCGUGUCCCCUAGCAUUGAUCUGUCUGUACUUACACUAGGUGGCCCAGGCCCAAGUGGAGAACUGAUGGUGAAGGAUGAAUUUGAGGGUCAGUCGUCUCAUUCUGCUGCUGAUGGUGGUCACAGUAUUCAAACUAUCCAGCACACUGCUGCCUCCUCUGCCCCGACUGACACUUUCAACAGCCCCGUCCAACUGCCCCCAACUGACUCUGCAAGCUCCGCCUCUACCUCUGCAUUCACCAGUAUGGUGGUCGGACCAACAAAUGUCCCCAGCUCCUGGCCAAGAGGAAGCAGUUUCCCCUCCAGUAUCCCACAUCAGAACGGCCACCUACAGCAUCAUCCGCCACUGCCCCAUACCGGCCAGUACUGGUCAGUGCAUAGUGAACUGGCUUUCCAACCUCCAAUUUCCACCCAUCCAGCUCCAGAUUACUGGUGCUCUAUUGCGUACUUUGAGAUGGAUAUUCAGGUAGGCGAGACUUUUAAGGUGCCGUCCAACUGUCCCAUCGUAAUGGUGGAUGGUUAUGUGGACCCAUCAGGUGGAGAUCGCUUCUGUCUUGGGCAACUGAGUAACGUUCACCGCACAGAGGCAAUAGAGAGAGCCAGGCUUCACAUUGGUAAAGGAGUUCAGCUGGAGUGUAAAGGAGAGGGGGAUGUGUGGGUGCACUGUCUCAGUGAUCAUGCUGUGUUUGUCCAGAGUUAUUAUCUGGACCGGGAGGCUGGACGAGCUCCGGGAGAUGCUGUCCACAAAAUUUACCCCAGUGCUUACAUCAAGGUGUUCGAUUUACGCCAGUGUCAUCGGCAGAUGCAGCAGCAGGCAGCUACUGCUAAGGCUGCAGCAACUGCGCAGGCGGCUGCAGUGGCGGGAAACAUCCCAGGCCCGGGGUCAGUGGGCGGCAUCGCUCCUGCUAUCAGUCUGUCUGCUGCGGCGGGUAUCGGCGUGGACGACCUGCGGCGUCUCUGCAUCUUGCGCAUGAGUUUCGUGAAGGGCUGGGGACCAGACUACCCUCGCCAGAGCAUCAAAGAGACGCCGUGCUGGAUCGAGAUCCAUUUACACCGGGCUUUACAGCUCCUGGACGAGGUUCUGCACACCAUGCCUAUUGCCGACCCGCACCCUCUGGACUAAUGCUGAAACACUUAUAUCAUCCAACCUUAUAAGAAUACAUACAGCUCAAAACGACUCAACUGACUUUCUGCAGCAGCUCGACAGAGUUGUUACGUCAUCUCUAUCGGAACGUUAAAAAACCAGCAAUAGUACAAACACUAACUCUUUUGUUUCAAACAGUACUGUAUAUCAAAACACCGCAAAAUUACACCUUUUUAAAAACUCAUUACUAGACUAUGAAGUUUGAUGAUCAAACAGGACCCUAAAUACUUAUACAGAGCUCUCUUUGGGGUCAGAAUGGAGAAGUUCAGAGACUUGCAUUAUAUUGUAUUUUAUCAAAUUGUGUCAUGAGUUUACUGCCAUAAACAUACAGUGGUCACGUACACACUACAGCUAAAUAUUGUUGUCACUCCUUGUAAUCUCGUUCUGUACACACAUUGGCCUUUUUUAAGAAAUACAAGCACAACGAAUUUGGAAUUUUGUAAAUUGUGCGUAAAACCAUUCAUAUGUAAAUUGCAGCAGGGAAUUGAGUGCAACAUUUCAGGUAAAAAUAAUAUUUUUAAGCAUGGUUUACUCUGGAUUACAUAAAUUGUUGCGUUAAUGAAAUAAAAAAGAAAAACAUUUGUUCAGUUAGGGUUUCAUGUUACAUUCUAACGUAAAUUGUUCAGUAAAGUUCAGUUAUUUAUGGUAAUGACUACUGCACGGCACUUAACAACCGGAUUUCGAGUUUUGUAAAUUGUGCAUAAAACAUUUAUGUAAAUUGCUGCACUAAAUUGAGUGCGACAUUUCAGGUAAGAAUAGUUUUACGAACGAUUUACACUGGAUUACACAAAUUGUUGCUUUGAAUUCAGCAUGAAAAUGUAUGUAAGAAUGUUUUUUACUAACAAUUUACACAGAAAUUCGUUCAGCUAGUGUUUCAUGUAUGAGGCCCAAAGUUCAGUUCUGUAUGGUAAUGACAGCUGCAUUUAACAACCGAAUUUCUAGUUUUGUAAAUUGUGCGUAAAACUUAUCUUAUUCAAAAUGCUGCAGUGAAUUGAAUGCAACAUUUUUGGUAAGAAUAGUUUUAUGAACGAUUUACACUGAAUAGCAUAAAUUGUUGCUUUCAAUUAAACUAGACAAUUUAUGUGUGAUUUUUUUUUUUUUUUUUU